Molecule: messenger RNA, 2440 nt
Organism: Schistocerca gregaria
Lineage: Eukaryota; Metazoa; Arthropoda; Insecta; Orthoptera; Acrididae
Exons: 2
Coding region: 125-2113 (662 amino acids)
Molecular function (GO): protein binding
Source: RefSeq, a predicted model, not a curated record
ACUUUUUAUAGCGUUUCUACGAUUGCCAACAGAUUUUUUGUACAUCAAUUUUCUCUUCCCCUUCUUCUUUUAACACCUCUCCGUCUUUCGAAGCUUUCUGAUUGCCUCAAAAACUGAGCUUUUGAUGAUACCCUUUGUGCCCACUACGGUGGCCUCGAAUCUCGUUAGAUCUUCGAAAUGCUUCUCAUCUUUCAAGUUCGUACCACCCAAUCCGAGGACGCCAGUGUUUCGAACCACUCUUCAUAGCUCCGCGCGUGGCGACCUUUCAUCUCAAUGCGGUUCCAUGGUGCUUUUUUGGAGGUCGUAUGCAUCCAAGACCGAUCCUUUUCGGAAUGCAGUCGAAAUGCAGUUAGAUCAUCAGUUAAAGUUCAAUGACCUGGAAGCGACCGGGAUGCCUGGAUUUUUGGAUGAGAACGUCAUUUCGCCAAACAAGGAUGUGCAAUAUUUGAAUGAUCUGUAUAAGGCUGUAGAUCGAAAUAAAAUAAAAAAAGCUGAAGAACUAUUUCGACAAUAUGAUAUUGAAGAUCUAUCCUUGCCGAAAGGGUAUUCGUUAGUCGUUCCAUACAACGUGAUGCUGAGGCUGUACAGUCGAAAUAAAGAGGUGGAUAAGUUCGAAGAGCUGUUGAAAGAGAUGUCUCGUAAGGGUAUUGAGCCUAAUAUGUUCACGUACAAUGCGCGUCUUAAGUUAUACUCUAGCACUCUGGAAUACGAGAAAAUGCAAGAUUUGUUCGACAAGAUGCUCCAGUGCUUCGAUUGUGUUGAUGCAGUGUCCUAUAACAUUCUCAUUGCUGCCUAUUCAAAUUUAGGUGCGGAAAAGGUGCCAGUACCCAAGUUUGAGAACCUGUCCGGGUUCGAGGCUGCGCACCAAAUACUCGAUUUGGCCUCGAAGAACCGGAGGAUCAGUGCUUCGACAUAUAAGACGAUGAUUACUCAAUACGUGUAUAACGGCUUAUUAGAGGAUGCUAAAAAAAUAUGGAACGCUGCCUUGAAAAAUCCGCAUAUCCAGAUGAAUUCAUAUUUAUACACGGCUGCAAUUCAGCUUUACACUGAGCUGGGUGACUGGGAAAGUUGUAUGAAAAUUUGGAAUAGAUAUAAAUAUCUUUUGGAGUGGCAUCCUCCUGGUGAUGAAAGGCAUCUUUACAAAAAGUACAUUCAGCGUAUUGAGUAUGGGCCGGAAACAGAAUGUGAAAAGCCGGUUGGACAUUACGUUGCGGUUAAAAAACAGAUUAUGCGUCCGACUAGCUACACUGAGAUCAUUUUACUCAGAUGCUGUUUCAAAUUCAAAGAAUUCGGUCAGAUGUUGAAAAUUUUCGGUGCAUUUCGUUCUGGAUCUGUAUACCCACACGUCACCUCGUGUUCGAUGGCGAUGCAUGCUUACUACGAAAUAGGUGAUAUCGAAUCAGGAAUUAAGAUGUUCAAGCGCUUGUAUAGGAUGAAGGCUUCGUUCAGCUCUCAGUUAUCCCAAAUCUCCAUAAAAACGAUUUUGGUCUCUGAUAAAAUCGAGGAAAACAUCCACUUUCUGAUCGAUCUAUGGAAGUUUCUAUUAAUAAGGUGCAAAUCCUGGGAUUAUUACCAGAUAACCAAGGAACAAGUUGAAGAUUUGUGGUGUCAAACAAUCGAGACUGCUCUAAAGCAUGAUCUGGCAAGCUUCUCCAUGCAAAUUUUUCAUGUUCUUUUCAUUUUUUCUGAAAUCGCUCCUUCUGACCCAGACAAUUUGAUUGAAUUGCAAGAAAAAAUCUAUAAAAAGAAGGAUUUUUUGCUGAGGGAAAAAGAAGCCAUCUUUUUAGAUAUUUCAAAGAUUUCAGAUCCUGAAAAAGAUCUGCUUUUCGUCCCAAGUUUGAAAUCUCUGAUUCUCAUCCUAAGAGCCGGACCAAAAUUGUCGCCUGCACCUCACUUCAGACAGAUCAUUGCGACUAAAAUUAACUUGCUGAGACUCAAGCUUGGUCACGAUGCAUCUAUAGACUUUAUGAGCGCCUACUUGGCCUGCCUAGAUCAAAACAAGUCAAAUCCUUUGAGCAAUCCCGUCAUCGAAAAAAUUAAGUCAGUUGUUGAAAAGAACCAAGACUCCAAAACAAAAUUGGCCGACGCUAUUAUCUCGUCUCACUAUACAUAAAAACCCUUGCCUCUUUUCUCUGAAAUGAAGUUGUCCUCGCAGUAAUAGGAGAGCCGGCUUACAUACGGUAUAGAGUUGAAUAGUGAAAAGCCCAGCGCAAUGAUGUAUGUGUCUUGUUAUUGACAGCUGGGAGGGUAUAGAUGCGUUAUAUCUGCUGAUUGGUGGGGAGUAGAGGUUUUUAGAUAUGCUUGUGAAUUGGCAGAAAAUAGAGAAGUAAGCAGUUUUUGCUCAUAGGAGGGUGGGAGCUGGUGGCGUCUAUCUAGGAAAUAAAUUGAGGGGCAAAAAAAAAGCAUAUUACGUGGUUUGAACUUUAGGAUUUCAAUCGAA